This is a messenger RNA of Aspergillus wentii DTO 134E9, 5033 nucleotides long. RefSeq lists its product as uncharacterized. The record is from RefSeq and is a predicted model, not a curated record. Gene Ontology annotation, cellular component: mediator complex. Lineage: Eukaryota; Fungi; Ascomycota; Eurotiomycetes; Eurotiales; Aspergillaceae. Gene Ontology annotation, molecular function: transcription coregulator activity. Gene Ontology annotation, biological process: regulation of transcription by RNA polymerase II. The transcript is spliced from 5 exons. The coding region runs from base 362 to 4861 and encodes 1499 amino acids.
UGGGAUUAAACAGCGUUCCUGACACUCGAGAUGAGAUGUUUCCAUCAUCCAUCAAUGGGAUUGUUGUUUUUCUUGUUCAGGCACAUGUUUUGAUCUGGCAUCAUCGUGCUUGAUCCAUAUCUUUUUCUCAAUCUCGCCAUUUCUGUGCCAGCCACGUCCCACCGCGUGGAUCGAUGGCAUCUCCAAGUUGAUCUAUUUCCCGACUUGUGCUAUGCCCUUUGUUGAAUCUGUCAUGGAUUGCUGUUUCGAAUAUAUCCAUGUUUCUAGGUCACUCUAGAGAUGAAUUCGCGCUUGGAUUUUGAAGCUUUUUUAGCUAUUCGCAAGAGCAGCCAGCGCUCUCCUUCGGGGCAGUAGUUGAAUCAUGGAUUUUCCCGGAGGAAACAUCACAAACAUUCGUGUCAUUGAUGGUUUCUCCAACAUCUACUGGAGAAUAUAUACGGAAGAACCGGGUAUCACAAAUUAUUCCGCUGAGACUCCAGCCAAUGGCUUUACGAUUCUCAAACAUCUAAGUCGUCUCAAGGAUAUUGAACUUCGCUUGAGAAACUUAGAUUGCCUUGCAUCAUGCUACCCUAGACGCCUUGGUCUAUGGGUUUUUUCCGCUACCCCCAAUUUUGAGGGCCUAAGCCCUUUAUGUCUUAACGAAAGCAAAGACGACUCAAGCAGACUACUCAUCGGCUCAACUACAUUGAAAGUUUCGGCAUCCGGGAACACCACAUCUCAGGAUCUGGUAAGAACUCUUUCAGCGGAACCCCAGCCCCCUAAUGGGGGUGCAGCUGGGCCACAGAGAGCUCAAAAUGCGCCAAAUUCGUCCAGACGCACAGAUGGCUAUGCAAACUUCGCGGCUAUCCAUGCAUCCUUCAUAUCUGCAGUCACCGGCGCAAUAAGUCUCCAGCUGAUUCGACGUCACAAUGCGAUCCCACUUGGCUCACGCACUCUUUUUACUGCCAUUGAAAUCGAUGGCUAUGAAAGCCCAAAGAUCAUUAAUGACAGCCCAGCUUCCAUUUCCUCCUUAACUACGGUUCAAAUUCAAUUGACUUCCGUCGGAAAAUUGACCGUCUCCUUACAAACCAUAGCCCAAGCUGGCAUUGCUCGACUCUAUAGCCCUAGAAACCAGCCUGCAGAGAUUGCCGAUGCUCAGUCCGGGAUGGAUCUUUGGCUAUCACCUAACGGAACUAUUGCCAGGCUUGUCAACUCCAAUACCAAUUUACAAAACUCUUCGCCCUUUCCUUCUGGCAUGUGGGGCACUAGUAGCGAGGGCUCUUUGGGUACAUCUGCAACAAAGCGCAAGCAAUGGAAAUUGAAUGUGUUAGAAUGGCUCGGGAACUCUGGACUACAAGUUAACUCCAUUGAAGACGAGCCAUGGGUUGAAGUUGAGGUUUGGGAGCCAUUCUAUGCUAGAUUAUCAGGAGAAAUUCUUCGACAGAAUGAGCAAAAUCCUUCUGUCCUCCCAUUGAAGCGUAUCCUUUGGCCAGCUAGAUAUUGCUUUAAGAGGACAAGGUCACCAACAGCACGACACACAAAUGAGACUCAAGAUUUUUGUCCUUUCGCCGACGAUCCCUUGGAAUUUGCAGAGAAAUGGUACGUAAUGGCCAUACCAGGAGAUGAAGCGAGCUUUAAACCUCAGAUCGGUCAUGAAGAACCACCAAAAGGCCAAGAAAUGUCGCCUUUUAGGAUUGAUCCUCCUGAUGGCAUAGAAAGUCUUUCUCGAAUUGCGCAUUACCCUGAUCUUCAGACCGCGAGCCUUGUUUACCCAACGCCACCAGAUGGGGCUGUUGCGGUAGGACCCAACAGUAUAAACCCAACGGAUGUAUUUGCUGAAGACCCGGAUUCAGGCUUAUCCCAAGUACAAAACCAGGUCAAGCAAAAUAUCCAUGAUCAAGUCUCUUCUAAACAUCGCCCUGGUUCUGAUCUGACGAUGGAUUUUGGUCCAGCAGCAGGACUUGUAGUUGGUUCCGGACUCUAUGACACCAACGAUGACGAUGACCUCUUUGGGGAAAUGAAUGAUAAAGACUUUGGGUCCAAAGGAAUAACCGACGCAGACUUCAGCUUUUUUGACGAUCCUGGGUUUGAUAUGGGAGGCGACACACUUGCUGGCGAUAUUCAAGAGGCGCCCAGCAUAGCCGUUGAUUUGGAGGAACCCAGAGCGCAGUCUACUGCCGAUGCCGAUAAUGAGUUGCCCGAGAUUCCUAUGGAAGAAAUCCCAGCGGAACCAGUCGAUGAAAUCCCGGCCAGUCCUAAGGACCUGGCGACUAAUCUUGACGACAAACAAAUUGCUUCAGAUUCAAAUGACCAUGGACCUUCGCCUCAGAAUGAAAACAGCCAGACGAUGAGCCCACCUCUAAGUCCUGUGGAGGUAAAAAAGAUCCUUUUCUCGGGAUCCAAUGAAAAUGACCCUUCAGUCAAGGAAGCCCGGAAACACAGCCAUUACAACCCCGUCAAUUUCCAGCAGAAUAUAGGCAACUGGAACCAGAAGUAUGGAGCAGAAGGCAAAUUCUGGUUCUCGGGUACAGAGAAGAGUGGUGCAGCGAACUCGACAAAUUCUACCAGCGACAUCCCAACCAUCGGGCUUCCUCAGCGCAGCGUAAAAGCCAAGGCCAUGGCCGAAAGUUCUUCUGGAACGAAUUCUCAUGAGACCCCGUCGAGUGGUUUAAAGCAAAGUUUACACUCAGAUUCUGAUUCAAAUAGUGAUUCAAGUGAUGAUAGCGAUGAGAUUAUCUCUGAAGGUGGUUUAUCUCCUAUCCCGGCCGCUUCUGCAACCCUCAAGAGGAAGCGUGCUGGUUCGAAUUCAGAGACAUCACAUGCCCUAUCCCCAGCAAGACCUCCAAUUGACGCGGGUCAAGACAUUAAUACAUCAAAGCUCGAAGAUUCUACCUUUCUGGGCAACUUUCUUUCUACAUUUUCCGACUGGUCAUUGACAGGCUAUUUUUCCGCAUCACAAGCUCAGAUCAUGCCCGUCCUUGUUCGCAAAGAUGAAUACAUCCAAAUUGCACAGCUAUUAGUGGACCAAGUCACGCAGUCCUCUCUCAACCAUAAACUUGAUGGACAAGUUGGUCUAUCUGAUCUCGAAACUGAGGCCUUUUCACUCCGAACUUUCCUUGAAGACACAGAUUUCAUAGGUGAAAUAGAAAGGUUGGACUUGAAGGGUUAUGUAUCGUUGCAAGACAUGAGCCCUUCGCCCCCAGCUUCCGACGGCACUAUUUCUCGUCAGACCCCUCAACGCAAAGAAACGACAAAGGGUUCUAUAUCAAGGCUAUCGGCGCCGCACUUGCGCAUCCGCCGCGAUAAGGACUAUUUGGAAGCUUUGCCACCAGCCAUUGCAUUUUGGGAAACAUUUGGUCUAGAACCUGCUCAUGGGAACAAGAAUAUCUCGGCAUAUUGCAUUCAUCCUCAUCCUGCAGCAGAUGCAGCAGACGCAUUCUUGGAGCGCCUUGGUUUACUUUACUCGAGCUGCAAUCUUGGCAAGCAUAUUCGCGGAGAUAGGUCAAAGCUCUUCGAACGCGGAUUGGCCUCCUGGAACACCAAAUCAUCUGGGAUAUCUGGUUAUCCUUCCGUGAUGCAGUCUCUCCGUAUUCUGUGCGAAGAACUUGGAACCGCUUUUUUGAGAAGUCCACCCAGCAAAGAUAACCUUGUCAUCUAUAUAAUCAAUCCCUUUACUCAUGCUGCAGCAUUGGCCGAUAUUUGCUCCGCUUUCUGGCAACUAUUCCAGAGAUAUGUCGCUGAUGCCGAUAAAACCCAGGCACAGCAGCUUGAUGAAAUAGUGUUACAGGUUAUUCCUCUGGGCUUUGUCAUGUCAUCUGAAUCCAUUGUGGUGCCCUCUCAGUCAGAAUACUUGAGCUUGGCUUUGGAGGUAUACAGUCGAUGUCCGCCGGAUGGCUCGGGGGCCAGUUUGGUAAACUGUGCACCUCCUGUACUUCUCGCAGAACCAUUGCCAAGAUCAAUAAAUUUCAAACUUGCUUCCGAAAGACUAUCACCAUUGCAGGAAGCAAGGUGUCUCCAUGUGGCCUGCUCCAGGAGCUUGGAUCAGCGUUGGAUUACCGUGGCCUGGUCCGAUAACACCGGGUCACUCCAGCGGACUAUGUCUUAUUGUCUACGCUUUCGGAAUUCCAAUGCUUCUAGGAAUGUUCUCGAGAUGCGCGGUGAAAUUUGGAGCGCCACAAAGAGUAUCUUGGACAAAAUCCAAGCCAGGUGGAGGGUCGUCAUUGUAAAUACCGAACCUAUUGAUCAAGAAGAAGUUGACACAUGGAUGAAUCUGGCCGAACAAUACAACAAAACAAGGCCAGUCCCAUUGGAAUUGACGAUGCUGAACGUCAACACCACACCUGACCUCUACCUUGAGCCCCCACUCAUGCCAAUGCCGAUGAGCGUCUUCAAUCAGCAAGUGUCCUCGACACCUGUUGCUACACCCAAUCCAAGCGUUGCAUCGCCGGAUCAAUCCGCAGCAACACCUACCGGCAGCGGAGCACCUGCGAACGCCCCUACGCCGAUAGAUUAUCCUUUCGAAGCGGAAACCGAGUCACUACUCACUGACGUAUACGAUGAAUCGUGGGGAGUUGUGUUGUCCCACCGUCUCAAUAGUUCCCCGCACUUGACGGAAUACCGCCCCGCACUGGCCAGUGGGUAUCUCCUUCGCCGAAAGGGUCCCACCGAUGGCGACGGCGUUCUUCCAAUGAACGUGAAUUUGAUAUAUACCCAGCGACCAUCAUCAUCACACGAAUCGCUUCUCAGAGAGAUACUCGGGAUGUACCGCGGUCUGUCCACUCUUGCCCGGGCCAGAGGAACGCGGAAUGUGCAGCGAAACACAUUGCCUUGGCACAUUGCCACUGCCAUCAGGGCACAAGAACUUUUGAGCUAUGUUCUAUGAUUUUUGUAGUAUGGGAGCGGAUGUCCUUAUGGUGGUCAUGCGGCGUUUGGGAUAUGGCUUUUCUUUCCAUUCGAUGUAUAGAAGUGUUUAUUUUGUCGCCUUUUCCAAGGCUUGAUAUACCAUUACGCAAGCAUGUCUCUUGUUUUUAUUAUUACUUUCUUGUUUAGUCUUU